This is a messenger RNA of Solanum dulcamara, 2742 nucleotides long. Its product is annotated as anoctamin-like protein At1g73020. Lineage: Eukaryota; Viridiplantae; Streptophyta; Magnoliopsida; Solanales; Solanaceae. Bases 424 to 2430 code for a protein of 668 amino acids. Gene Ontology annotation, biological process: chloride transmembrane transport. The transcript has 16 exons. Gene Ontology annotation, molecular function: chloride channel activity. The record is from RefSeq and is a predicted model, not a curated record.
GUCAUUUUUUCCCGAAAUCAAUUGAGUCAUUAAUUAAGGAAAGGGGUUUAAAAUGCUCAUCUUUGUUCCGGAAUACAAAAAGACGAAAAAAGGGUCACCGUGAUCGAUGAAACAUUGGGUAUUGUGCCUGAAAAUCGACUUGUUUCAUGCUGAAAGGGACCUAAAAACGGUUACACAAAACAACAAAACGCCCAAUCCACGUGUUCUGCCACUACUCUUCACCCUUUCAGCUUAUGUGUCACCUAUCGCCCCUGCUUCUGCUCUCAUGUAUUUCUCCGCCAUUUUCUCUCUGCUACAUAACGCUUAUCUAGCCAUCUUCAUCACAAUUUUUACGCCCUAAUUUGAUAACGUUAUUCCAUCAUUGCAUGUUCCAUUAGCUUCAGCGGGGAUUCACGUUUUCCCUCGUUGGAGUUUUUGGGGGAAAUGAAUGGGAAUAAUGGGGCGGAGGAAUUAGAAACUGCCCCCUUUGAAAUAGGCGUGGUGGUUCCGAAGAGUUCAGGAAAUAACAAGGAUGAAGAUGAAACUAUUGAUUGUGUUGAGGUUCUCGUUGAGGAAUUUCGAAAAGCGGGAUUAAUUGUUGACAGAAUUGUUGGCCUUCAGAAUGAAUUCAUCAGGUUGGGAGCGCCAUUAAAAACUCUUGGCCAGGCUGCAGCAGAGUUGCAGUUGAAGAAACGGACUCACAUCGGUGUGGAUUUGCAAUUUCACUGGGAUGAGGUUGAAGCAUAUGAAAGGCAGCCAGAUGGUUCUUUGUUUAGUUGGUUUGAGCGCUACUGUUGCUACCGUCACAUAAUAUAUGGGAUUGUGAACACAAGCACCUCAACAGUUAUAUUAAAGUCUGAUGGAAAUGAGGUGCACUGGGAGCCAGGAAAGCCUCUUUUGUCAACAUUGGAGUCUAUGGGCAUCGUUAAAGAAGUGUUCCCUGUGCAUGAUGAAAAAAAGAGGAAGCAGCUUCUAAGAAGUUGGGCAUUGAACUGGUGGGACUUCACUGUGCAACCUAUAGAUGAUAUUUGUAACUAUUAUGGAACGAAGAUAGCUUCCUAUUUCGCGUUUCUUGGGAUGUACACAAGAUGGAUGCUCUUCCCAGCUGCAUUUGGACUUACAGUGCAGUUAGUGGAUUUUGGGUCAUUGCAGUUGUUUGUCCUUUCUGCUUUCUUCAUAAGCAUAAUUUCUUGGGCUGUGUUAUUUAUCCAAUUCUGGAAACGUAAAAACUCGGCGCUUCUUGUCAGGUGGCAGAUGAAUUAUCCGGCUGGUGUAGACAAUGGAUCUAAAUUCUUGGAAGGUGAAUGGUAUCAGUUUCAGUCCCCUGUGGAGCUCAUGAAGAAACAGGGAGCUGACAAAAUAGAUAAACCAAGAGGAAAAGAAGCAUUCCAAAGAGAGGAAUGGCUCGGUCAUUUCAUGAGAUUCAGAAAUGAUGCCAUGAUUAUACUGAGCAUCAUAUGCCUCCAGUUGCCUUUUGAAUUGGCUUUUGCUCAUGUCUAUGAGGUUUUGAGGUCUGACGUAUCAAAGUUUUGUCUGACAGCUGUAUACCUCUUUAUUAUUCAGUACUUCAACAAAAUUGGUGGAAAGAUAUCAGUGAAGCUUGUAAAAUAUGAGAACAACAAAAACAUAGAACGGAGAGCUGACAGUUGGGUUUACAAGGUCUUUGGCCUUUACUUCAUGCAAUCCUACAUUGGAAUCUUCUAUCAUGCUUUAUUACACCGCAAUAUUAUGACACUUCGCCAAGUUCUCAUUCAACGUCUAAUUAUAUCAGAGGUGCUGGAGAAUAUGUUGGAGAACUCUCUACCUUACUUAAAAUACAGCUUUAAGAAAUAUAGAGCAGUGGGAAACAAGAGAAAACGUGAGAAAGGAACGUCCUCUGAAAAGACCCAAUACAUGUCUAGAGUAGAAAAGGAGUACCUUAAACCUGAUUAUUCUGCUAGUAUUGGAGAGGAGCUUGAAGACGGACUUUUCGAUGAUUUUCUGGAAUUGGCAUUGCAAUUUGGCAUGAUCAUGAUGUUUGCUUGUGCAUUUCCACUUGGUUUUGCCUUUGCUACUUUGAACAAUAUCACAGAGAUACGAACAGAUGCACUGAAAUUGCUUGCUAUGUUAAGAAGGCCCAUUCCACGUCCUGAUGCAACGAUUGGAGCUUGGCUAAACAUAUUUCAGUUUCUGAUUGUCAUGUCAAUAUGUACGAACUGCAUUCUCCUCGUAUGCCUAUAUGAUCAUGAGGGGAAAUGGAAAAUAUCACCUGGAAUUGCUGCAAUUCUCAUUAUGGAACAUGUACUUCUGCUCUUAAAAUUUGUGUUCUCGCGCAUUGUUCCCGAGGAGCCGGCCUGGAUAAGAGCUAAUAGGAUGAAGAACGCAACUCAUGUACAUGAUAUGUGCUCCAGACAGCUUUUAAGGAGCAUUUCUGGUGAAAAGAUGCAUGCUGAAUUAAAAAAAGGUGAGUAGUGCUAUGUUGAAGGACUUAUGACAUGUUCCUCCUAUCCACACUACAGUUUAACCUUCAUUCUUCAAGCGAAAUUUGAAGGUAGAUGUCGGAGCAUAUAUGAGAUUUUGAGCUGUGUAACUGUGCAACGAAUGAAUUUCAUCUUAGUGGACCCUUAGGUGCCAGUGUGCUUGUUUAGCAAGCCAGUGUAAAGUGCGAUUUUCUUCCUUGAAAGUAAAUAAGUUUUGUUUUUUUAUUGAGCAGUUAAUUUAGGUACCAUUUCCAUGCCAAGCACGAAUUUUAUUUAUAAGGGUACAUGGAUAAUUCAUGCUCAA